Molecule: messenger RNA, 915 nt
Organism: Babjeviella inositovora NRRL Y-12698
Lineage: Eukaryota; Fungi; Ascomycota; Pichiomycetes; Serinales
Product: alternative oxidase
Exons: 2
Coding region: 1-915 (304 amino acids)
Biological process (GO): alternative respiration
Cellular component (GO): mitochondrion
Molecular function (GO): alternative oxidase activity
Source: RefSeq, a predicted model, not a curated record
AUGCACUAUCAAAGUGAUAUUACUGGCUACACAAGCGCCGUAGAUCCAAAGUACGACGCCAAGUUCUACACCCAGCCGCAGUUUGAUCACCCGCCAUUCACCCAGGAGCAAUGCGAGGCUAUCCACCCAGAGCACCGUACCCCCGUGACGUUUGGGGACAAGCUUGCCGAUGCGGGUAUCCGCUUUGUGCGCGGCAGCUUUGACUUUGUAACCGGCUACAAGAAACCAAAGUGUGCUCAGGACGUGGAGGACGGAUUCAAGGGCACUAGGUACGAAAUGACCCCACUGAAGUGGCUCACCCGAGUCAUUUUCUUGGAGAGCAUUGCGGGAGUUCCGGGAAUGGUGGCGGCGUUUAUCAGACACCUCCACUCGUUGCGCUUGUUGAGACGUGACCACGCAUGGAUCGAGACCUUGCUUGACGAGGCGUACAACGAGAGAAUGCACUUAUUGACGUUCAUGAAGUUGGGAAAGCCUGGAUGGUUCACCAGCAUGAUCAUAUACGUCGGGCAGGGUGUCUUCUGCAAUGCCUUUUUCCUCAUGUACUUGAUGGCCCCGAAGUACUGCCACAGAUUCGUUGGCUACUUGGAAGAAGAGGCCGUGAGCACUUACACGCAUUUGAUCGAGCAUCUUGAAAUGGGGAAGUUGCCUGAGCUCGAGGCGAUGCAGGUGCCGGAUAUUGCCAUCAACUACUGGUCCGGGUUGGACAAGAACUCUAGUAUGAGGGACUUGGUGUUAAGAGUGAGGGCGGACGAAGCCAAGCACAGAGAGGUCAACCACACGUUGGCGAACUUGGAGCAGAAGAGCGACAGAAACCCAUUUGCCUUGGAAAUUGACGAGAUUAAGAAGCCACAGCCUUCUAAGGGCUUGAAGACUCACAAGGGCACCGGCUGGGACCGCAAGGACCUUAUUCUUUAA